Ictalurus punctatus (channel catfish) is the source of this 1336-nucleotide messenger RNA. RefSeq names its product nitrilase 1 (gene nit1). Bases 274 to 1224 code for a protein of 316 amino acids. The transcript has 6 exons. The record is from RefSeq and is a predicted model, not a curated record. Gene Ontology annotation, molecular function: hydrolase activity, acting on carbon-nitrogen (but not peptide) bonds, in linear amides. Lineage: Eukaryota; Metazoa; Chordata; Actinopteri; Siluriformes; Ictaluridae.
UCCAUGGGCAAUAUUUGAAUAUUAUGUGUGCAAAAUAAUAUAUUUAUCGCACAGGGGGUGGGUAAAGUUUAUGCCGAAUAGAAUAAUGAAAAUCUGUUUUAAAAAAGUGAUAUGAUCAGACUCGUGCUGUGAAGGUUUUAUGCUGUGAAGGUUUUAUACUGUUCGCCAGGGUCAAGUUCAGAUGGUAGUAGUUCAUUAAUGUGCUGGAGCAAGAAGCUCAAAGUACGACAAGGAACAGGACGUUUCUGAAAACAUCCGGUUCACUAGGAGUCCAUGCUUUUCUCUCAGAGUCUGUGGAAGCAGGUGCUGCUUUCCCCAAAGUACCGUUUUCUCUGGAGGUUGGAGGCAGUGAGAAGUCAACACAGAAUGACCUCAUCACAUCCUGUGGCAGCUGUGUGUCAGAUGACGGCCACCCCUGACAAGGAGGCAAACUUCACUACAUGCAAGCGUUUGAUCGAGCAGGCCAAGGAUGGUGGCGCGAGCAUGAUCUUCCUCCCUGAGGGUUUUGAUUACCUCGGCUCCAGUCGAGAGGAGACGCUGCAGCUGUCUGAAAGCCUGCAGGGUGACAUCAUCACCAGAUAUUCUCAGUUAGCCAGGAAGCUGAAAGUGUGGCUGUCUCUGGGAGGUUUCCAUGAAAGAGGGCACGACUGGGAGAACGACAGACGCAUCUACAACAGCCAUGUCAUCAUUAACAGCCAAGGUGAAAUUGUGUCUGUGUACAGAAAAGGUCACCUGUUUGAUGUAGAGUUGACAGGUAAAGGCGUGUCACUAAAAGAGAGCGCCUUCACCAUUCCCGGCGCGAGAUUAGUGCCACCUGUUCAGACCCCCAUCGGAAAGGUGGGACUGGGGAUCUGCUAUGACCUGCGCUUCCCCGAGAUGUCCUCGGCUCUUCAGAGGCACGGGGCCGAGAUCCUCACUUACCCAUCAGCAUUUACCGUGGCAACAGGCACCGCCCACUGGGAGGUUCUCCUGCGGGCCAGAGCCAUUGAGACUCAGUGUUACGUCCUGGCCGCUGCUCAGGUUGGAGCUCAUCAUGCAAAGCGCUCAUCGUAUGGCCACACCCUGGCAGUGGACCCUUGGGGCGUGGUCAUGGCGGACUGUGGGGGGACGGAUGUGCGUGUGGCUAUGGUGGAGAUUGACAUGCAUAGACUACAGGACACUAGAAGGGACAUGCCAGUGCAGCAGCACAGGAGGGAGAAAGAGUUCUACUCUGGUCUGGACUGAGCAGAGCCUCCAAAAUAUAAUGCCAACAGAAAAAUUGUGUUGUUUUAUAUGACAGUUUUGUAGAAGAUCCAACACUAUAUAAAUGAUAAUAAAUUAUCACAGUAAGAAAUGA